AUGAUAGUACUGCCUCAUCCUUAUCCUCCUCUCCUAUCGACCAUCUGGAUUUCGUCAGCACUGGCCUUCGGCCAAUCAGCAACCUCCACGUCGACCUCAAGCAGCGGUGGUUUUGCCGAUGGUGCUGCUAACGGCGGUUCUGCUAACGGUGGUGCUUUCGCUGCUGGUGCUGAUACUGCCGAAGGUGACACUAACGGGCGGAGUAGUGACGGACUCAGUAAUCAACCUGACAAUGCUUCAGCGGGCAGAACGCCAGAGGAGGUGGAAGAGGAGGAGGAGGGGGAGGGGGAGACAGGGGGAGUCAGGAAGGAGGCGGAAAACGCGGAAGACGUCAAAGUCAAAACUGGAGAGGGGGAAGAGCAGGAGGGAGGGGAUGGGGGCGCGAAGGAGGCGGAAGAGGAAGGAGGCGAACAAACUUCAUCAGAGGGGGGAGAAGAGGAGGGGGAAUCUUCACCACUGGCCGACACUCCUGAGAAGCUGGAAAAGUGGUUCAAAUCUUGGCGGGAAAACACUAGCGCGGUUCUACCACCAGGCUUUAAAGACGCCUCUACAAUGGAGGUAGUGGAGUUAGACGAUUGGCCGCCCGUGCCCGUGCCUUUGCCGAACCUGGGGGAGGACGUUCGGGCGGACCCGAGCCUAGAUCCGAACGCCUGGCGCCCGUUUCACGUUAAGGGAACACCGCGUAUAAUCACAGUGUUUUCCGCUGAAUGCUCCCCUUACAUGGAUUGGCAGUCAGUCGCAAUGGCUUAUAGCUUCAAGCGGUCGGGGCAGCCAGGGAAGCUCGUGCGGCUUCUAGCUUGUAACGAGGAUGCUCUUAAGGGGUACAGAGGCCUGGAUAUAGCUCCUACUAUGGUGGUCCCUAAUUGGAGUCGCGGCCCUAGAACGGGUGACUGGUAUCCUGCCAUUAAUAAGCCAGUGGGGGUUAAGUAUUGGCUGGACAACAGUCCCGACGCAAAUGACGUCGAGUGGGUGCUUAUAAUGGACGCGGAUCAGCUUAUAAGGAGGCCGGUGCUGCCCUGGGAGCUAGGGGCGGAGCGAGGUCACCCAGUGUCAGCAAACUACGGCUACCUCAAGGGGUGUGACAACAGCUUUGGCGAGCUGCACAUGAACAACGCCACAUAUUGCGACAAGGUAAGCUGCCCAAUUGUGAUUCUAAUCGACAAGGUGGGCGGAUACAUAGUGAUUCACGUGGAGGACCUGAGGCGCCUGGCGCCCAUCUGGAGCGCCAAGAGUGAGGAGGUGACCAUUCCCUCCUGUGUUCCCUCACUCUCUCCCUCCACACCCACCACACACAAUGACACCCAACCGCACCAAGAGCGAGGAGAUGCGGGCAGAUGUGGAGCACUACACCAUCAACCGCCCUUCUUCCCUUUCAUCCUCCCCCCCCUCCCUCCCUUCAACCGCACCCAACCGCACCCAACCACACCAUGCACACAGGUGGGCGGCUACAUUGUGAUUCACGUGGAGGACCUGAGGCGCCUGGCGCCCAUAUGGAGUUCCAAGAGCGAGGAGGUGCGGGCAGACGUGGAGCACUACACUAUCAACGCCACGGGGGACGUGCACGGGCAGCGGUGGAUCAGCGAGAUGUAUGGCUACUCCUUCGGAUCAUCUGAUGUGAGUUUAAAGCACAUAGCGCUUUGCAUUACACAGGCUGACUGGCCUACCCUUGCUUUCAAUUCACCCCCUUCCUUCUCAAAUCCUCUCCGUCUCUUCCACCCACUCUCCCUUUCCCAGGUGGGUUUGAAGCACAUUAUGAUAGACAGUGCCAUGCUUUACCCAGGUUACGACCCUCCUAAAGGGGUGGAUCCGCGAAUGAUCCACUACGGUCUCGAGCUUAAGGUAUUGGAUUGGCAAUGGGACAAGUCGGCCUACUAUCGCCAAGAAAUGGUCAACACCUGCGGGCAGCAUUUUCCCGACCCGCCGGAAAUUUCUGCGCUGCCCGGAAACCAGACGUAUGAGGAGCGGCGGCGGGAUUUUAUCGUGAUUGAGUGUAUGGCGGUGCUGAACCGGGCUUUAAGGGAGUUUCACAGGCUGAAGAGGGGAUGCUUGGUGGAGUGGGAGAGGGAUGUGGGGAUAAUGGAUUUGGAAAUGAUGGAGCGAGCUGGGCUAGAAAGAGGUUUCCUAGUAGUAAGAGAGCCGAGAGAGGGAGCACGGGCAAGGAAAUUUGGAGAGAGAGGUGGUGCUGGGGAGGAGGGGAAUAUUCCAUCCGACGAAGAUAAUGUUGCUUAUGCUGAUUCAGCCACAAACGAGGAUGAAGGUGGGGAUGGAGAGGCAGGGGAUGGAGAAGAAGAAGAAGACAGCAAAGGAGGGGAAGAGAAGGCAGAAGAGCAAGAUAAACCAGGAGAGGGAGAGAGUAGGGAGGGGUCAGGUGAGGUUGGUAGUGGUACUAAUGGAACCGGUAACCACGGUAACCAAACAAGUAUGAACCAAGGGAAUGAAUGGAGGCGCUUCUUGCAGGGCUAUGGCUACCAGGCAGGUGGGAUUGGUGGUGGGGGGUCGAGGACGGUGGCAGCAGGGGCGUGGGUGUGGAUGCAUGAAGACCAGAGGUGGAUGUACCUGGGGUGGAGUGCAGGUAUGGUGUUACUGUUCUUGGGUGUUACGAUGCGCACUAAGAGGAAGCGCAGGGAUGCUAGCGCAGCCAUGAGGCGAUCCAAGGUCCUACUCGCCCUGCUCGCCCUCUCCCUCGUCGUAUCCCUCGCGCUGGUGCCGUCGUGCCGCGCGAAUGAGACUGACGCGGAAGACGACGCCGACGGUGACGACUUGUCGGACGCCGCCAUUUCUGCCGACGCGUCGCCUCCAGGUCUCGUGGGCCAGCUGUUAGGCGCGAGCAGGCGAUUCCUGUAUUCGCCGCGCAUGCUGUCGUGCCGGUCUGACUGCGAGGACAAGAACAAGAAGUGCAACACUGAUUACAGCGAGUGCAAGCGCGAGAACAAGGACGACAAGCACGACCACCACAAGUGCACGCACACGUACAAGAAGUGCAAGAAAAAGAUCAAGAAGUGCCGCUCCAAGUGCGACUAG
Molecule: messenger RNA, 3021 nt
Organism: Closterium sp. Yama58-4
Lineage: Eukaryota; Viridiplantae; Streptophyta; Zygnematophyceae; Desmidiales; Closteriaceae
Source: the annotation of a GenBank genome assembly